Messenger RNA from Cephus cinctus (wheat stem sawfly), 2383 nucleotides. It is a transcript of the gene Exo84, whose product is annotated as exocyst complex component 8. The transcript has 8 exons. The record is from RefSeq and is a predicted model, not a curated record. Gene Ontology annotation, cellular component: exocyst. Gene Ontology annotation, biological process: exocytosis; intracellular protein localization; Golgi to plasma membrane transport. Bases 166 to 2292 code for a protein of 708 amino acids. Lineage: Eukaryota; Metazoa; Arthropoda; Insecta; Hymenoptera; Cephidae.
CGUCUUCGUUCUCUUUCUGUAAAAGUUAUAGUCAUUGAUUGUUUAAAGGUGUCAAUCCUUGUCAACCUUAUAUCCUCCUCAUAAAUAAGUUGAAUAUUUGUAAAAUAGCUUUCGCGCGUCUGUGCUAUUUUAUUGGGGGAGAAGCAUCUGUAUAAAGAUUCCACAAUGGCUGAAUCACUUGCCAAGAGUUUUGCUGCAAAGGAGUUUAAUCCUGAGAAAUUCGUAAAGGAUCUUAGUGCACAAUGCAUUGGUGCAGAUGAGCUUAGAUUGCAACGAGCAAAAAUUCAAGAGCUUUCAGACAAAACUUCUGCACAACUUAAACGCAAUGUUUAUCAGAAUUACAUGCAAUUCAUUGAAACUGCCAAGGAAAUAUCUCAUCUUGAAAGCGAGAUGUAUCAACUUUCUCAGUUACUCAGUGAACAAAGAUCCUUACUCGGUGCUCUGGGUACAACUAGAGCUACAGGAGUAGUGUUUGAAGAUGUGCUAGAGUCGCAAGAAGAGAGUUCAAACAAUUCAAUUUCCAAGGAGGAGGAGCAAAAGCAGAAAUUAGUACAAAUAUUAGAGAAUGUGGAGGGUGCUAUGAGUUUAGUUGAGACUCCUGGUCGUGUUUGCUUGCAUGAAGGGUCACUAUUGGAAUUAGACCCCUUGGAGGGUACACCCUUAAAAAGAAUACAUGCAUAUUUAUUUAACGAUAUCCUAAUGAUUGCAUCUUGGCUGGCAACUGGUGGACGAAGAGGGCCACCGCGAUAUAAAAUGCAGGCUGUCUAUAACUUGCAAAGUCUAGCUGUAGUAAAUGUCAGAGACUUGGGGACAGUAAAAUUGGCAUUCAAACUUCUUGCAUUUCCUGAUACCAGAGUUUUCCAAUGUGCAUCUGCAACGAGCAAGAAAGAAUGGUUGGAUAAGUGCGAGCAAGCAAAAAAAGCACGAUUAACACAAGAUAACCAAGAGACUUCCAAUAAGAAUCAAUCAAAAGAGGAAGUGACUGUGCCAUCACGUUCAAUGUCGCUAGACUCAGCAACUUUAGGAAUGGAAGAUACCUCUGAUAUGGAGUAUCAGGAACCUCUUCCAGAGUGGUUACUAGAGGUAACGGAAGAUUUAGAUUCCUGUAUAGCUCAACGCCACUUCGAGGAAGCGCAUAAUCUCCUCGAGAAAGCAAAAGCAUACCUAAGCGAAGUUCAGAUUACACCACAAUUAUCUGACAUAAAAUCAAAAGUGAAUGACAGGGGUCAAUCCUUGGUAGACGUUCUCACUAAAGAACUCGAAUUAAGUUCUGAAUCAAAGUCUCUUCAAGGAGGUGGCUUAAGAAGUGCCAGACGUGCAGUCAGACUCCUGAUUCAGCUUGAUCGUAGUGCACAGGCAUGUCAAUUAUUUCUGCGAUUAUGCAGUGCCGCCCUUAAGGCGCGUUUAAAGAGAGUCAAAAGAGAAGGCGCUACAAUACCAUAUGUGAAGCAACUGAGUGCAAUAGCUUUCAGCAAUAUGGUAGAAAUGGCACGUGAAUUCUUAAGAAUCUUUCCCCAAAACGCAAAUUGUACAUCCGGAUUGGCAGUUUGGUGCAGUCAGGAAGUCAAACACUUGACAUCCCAUCUAAUAAAACAGGUUUUCAUUCCACAAGUGUCAAUCAGCACUCUAGUUGAGUGCAUCGUAGCAGUCAGAGGUCAUUGCGAUCAGUUGACACAGCUGGGCAUUGACUUCCGGUACCAAUUGGAUGGUCAGCUAAGAUCUCCUCUAACCAGAGCACUACAGGAUUCAGGCGAAAAAUACGUCGAUGCUGUUAAGGUUCGCGCUGCAGAAGAUACAUGGCGUCCAUCUAAUCUUCAAUCCAGUCAGAAUUUACAAAAACUAUUAGGCGAAUUUGAAGAUCUUGGUAUCCCCAUACCCGACUUGUGUCUUACCAGUGAUUGCUGGAUAUCGUUGACCAACAACACUCUUGCCUUCUCAAGGCUUUAUGUUGGACUCCUUGAGGAUUGCUUAAGCGUCGCGACGCCUGAAUUAAUAUCAACUAUUGACAGUGUUCUUGUGUCUGUGAUGAGAACACAGGUACAGCACUUGAUGCUGUCAUUGACAAAUCCAAAACUGAAGCAGGAGAGGAAAUUAGUCCAGGAUAAUGCUGCGUAUGUUCGUGACGUGAUCAUCGAGCGUGGAUUGGAAUUGUACAAAGGUGCUACAGGUCGUCGGUUCGUUAAAUUAGUAGCACUUAAGGAACAGAUUGUUUUUGAACCCGUAUCUACUUCAAAACCCAAACCAGCACCUAGGACUUCGGUACAGAAAUACUCAACCACGGAGUACCUUUGAGAUGUGAUAGCAUAAAAUCAAACUGUAUAAUUGAGAAGUAUGAAGAUAUUGAUUCUUUUUAAUAGAUUUAUUAUUUGUGUAUAACAUUAUA